Saxophila tyrrhenica is the source of this 3456-nucleotide messenger RNA. It is a transcript of the gene PPM2, whose product is annotated as tRNA methyltransferase ppm2. The transcript has a single exon. Gene Ontology annotation, molecular function: tRNA methyltransferase activity; protein binding. The record is from RefSeq and is a predicted model, not a curated record. The coding region runs from base 1 to 3456 and encodes 1151 amino acids. NCBI's taxonomy places the organism in Eukaryota, Fungi, Ascomycota, Dothideomycetes, Mycosphaerellales, Extremaceae. Gene Ontology annotation, biological process: tRNA methylation; wybutosine biosynthetic process.
AUGCCCGAGAUGUCACAAAGCAACGGAGACGAAGGCGUCUCGCCCUUCCCCUCCCAACCAAAAGUCGGCACCGACUCCAUCCCCUUCCACCGUGAUGUCCCGGACCGCACCCGCUCCCCCAAGGCCGUGGAUCCCAAGCAAAAGAAAAACGACGAGUACAUCAUGGACACGAACAACAGCAGCAUCGUCUCCAAACGGUCCGUGGAGAAGCUCUACUAUGGCGGCGAAGCAGAGUACUUUCGUUAUUUUGUGAGCAAGUUCAAGCGGCGGUCGCCACUGAUCAAUCGCGGGUAUUGGUUGCGGAUGAAAUCGAUUGAGCAUUCGGUGACGAGGUUUCUGGCGGAGCAGACGCCGAAGAGGAAAAUUGUGGUGAAUUUGGGGUGUGGGUAUGAUCCGAUGCCGUUUUCGUUUUUGGGGAAGCAGCCGGAGUUGUGUGAUAAUACUACGUUUGUGGACGUUGAUUAUCCGGUGCUGAUGCAGAAUAAGUGUGGGAUUAUCUCGAAUACGGAGCAGCUGCAUGGGCUGUUGGAGAACUUCUACCGAACGAGCAAUGAGGAUGGGGUGUUGGGCGCUGGGAAUCCGUAUCUGGCUGUUGGAUGUGACUUGCGGGAUCUGGAUCUGCUCAAAGAGACGUUGCAGGAUGCCGUGGAGAUCGAGGAUGAGUCUGUCGCUAUUUUAUUUGUGGCAGAGGUGUCGAUUGCGUACAUGGACCGAGACGCAUCACAGGCUGUGCUCGAAUGGGCGGCAACAUAUCCCGAUGUGCGAUUCUGCCUCCUCGAGCAGCAUCUUCCCGAUGGCAUCGAACAUCCAUUUGCAAGAACUAUGCUUGCCCACUUCCAAAAGCUACGAACACCUCUGCACACGAUCGGAACCAUGGACGAGAUGAGGCAACGUUUCGUCAAUGCUGACUGGCCUGAGAAUGCAUUAGAGAUGCACUCACUGUGGGAGCUGUGGUCAGAGCCGACGUUCAUCAGUCCGGAGCAAAGGAGGAUUCUGGACGCAAUCGAGCCAUUCGAUGAGUGGGAAGAAUUUGCGCUUUUCGCCUCGCAUUACUUCCUGCUGCUAGUGGAGAGGAAAGCGGAUCAAGACUACACUUACAGGCCACAUCGGAUGUCCCUUGCCGCGAAUCGCGCUUCUCACGUACCCAGCCCAGUGGGCAGUGCUGGUUCGAGAGACGAUUCUGACCCUGAGUACCGCCUCUACGUGCAGGAAUUCAAGGGCUCGCAGGUGCCGCGCAGAUUUGGUGCACUGAUACCGCCAGCACUGCGAGGUCAGGAUGGUGAUGCUAUAGGUCUGCAUGCUGGGCUCGGAACGCAGGAGCGACUUGACGAUUGUGAUACAUACUCCUGGUUCGACACAGCGCAAGUGAUUGAUGGGCCGCCGUUACGGCAGGGUAUCAUGUGCCAUACCAUCACCAGACUGGGCGGAACGAACAACUGCAUGAUGGUGGGUGGCAGGACAUCGCCAGAUAGAGCGAUCGCAGACUGUUGGCUGCGGCAAGAUAGCCAGUGGCAGAAAGUCGAAAGCCUACCGGAGGCUCGAUAUCGGCAUUGCGCUGUGCCGGUCCGACUACCCACUGAGCCACGGCCAGCGCACACUCUGCUGGUGUACGGAGGUCGCACUGGAGAUGGUCACGUUCUGGACGAGUGGCUACUUUGGGCUGGCGAGCAGGGGUGGACAAAUCUGCGAGUGGUCGGCGAUCAUCCUUGUGCUCGCUUUGGCGCUGCGAUGAUCACGGACCACAAGGAGAGCAUAUCUGGAGUCAUCGUUGGGGGAAUGACGAGCGCUGGACGAGUGCUGAACGAUUUCUGGCACUGGAACCUGCAGCCGGAUAUGAGCAUUACUUGUCAAAACGUCUCUGCUCGCGCGAUCUCGGUGCUGAAGCAGAAUGCGACUAUACUGGGCAGGUUCGGUGCGCAACUUGUGCGAACGGAGCAUGGCAUUCUGCUUGUUGGUGGUGUCGCUGGCGGACGGAUGCUGACACGAAACGACGAGAUUUUGAACAUGCGGAGUCUGCGGCCUUUCACAGUCAAGAAUGCACGACCGCUCUUCGUCGGCGCUUCAGUGCAAGAAGUCGACGGCGGCCUACUAUUGCUGGGAGGCGGCGCUACCUGCUUCUCAUUCGGCACCUACUGGAGCAAGAGUUGCUUCCUGAGCACCAGCUCACGACCACAAGAGGACAUGGCAUGGCAGCUGAUUUCGAGCAAGCAGCCCGAAGUCCGCAAGACGAUCAUGGCAUCUCCGUCGAUGUCGACGCUCAACCUGCCACAGGGUGCAGAUAACCGUGCUUCGGUCUUCUCCUACCAUUCCGCACAUUCCACCGUAUCGCCUUCCUCGGCUGGGGCGAACCCUGAUCGAAUCUCUAUACUGCCGCCGGUACCGUCGCCUUCAACCGCACGAGCAUCCGCUUACUCAACUGCCUCGCCUUCCAUCAGAUUGGAUACGCCUGCCACACCGGUGGUCAACGGCCAUGGCAGCGGCCUACCUACCACUCUCAACGUGCCCAAGGUACGCCUGUCCGGCAACAACAACUUCAUGAAGUACUUGGACGCUGGCCAACCCGUCAUCAUCUCCGGCCUCUCUUUCGGCAGCUGCACCCAAUACUGGAGCAACGAAUACCUCAAAGAAGCCAUCGGCGCCGACCGCAAAGUCAGCGUCCACGUCUCCCAAAACGAGCGCAUGGACUUCGCCAACAAGAACUUCACCUACGAAACCCGCGACUUCGGCUCCUUCCUCGACGCCGCCAACUCCGGCGAAAAACUCUACCUCCGCUCUCUCUCCCAAUCCUCUCCAGCCGACACCCCCGCAAACCUGACCGACGACUUCCCCGAAAUCGCCCACGACUUCUCCCUCCCCGAGGAACUCGCCUACGUCGUCGCAAACGCCCACAGCACACCCCUCCGCAUCUCCGGGCCCGUAACCAUGUGGCUGCACUACGACGUCAUGGCCAACGUCCUCUGUCAAGUCCGCGGCACGAAGAAACUCAUCCUCUUCCCACCUUCAGACGUCGCACACCUCGGUUUCGAAGCCGGCGCCUCAAGCUCUAGCCUCGACGUCUUCAGCCCCACUGCUUCAGCGGAGACACCAGCGCUCCGCAAAACGCACCCUCGCGAAGCCCUCCUCGAACCAGGCGAUAUCCUCUUCAUCCCCUCCACCUGGCCGCACACCGCCGCCCCUACCUCUGGCAUGUCCGUCAGCGUGAACUGCUUCUUCCGCAGCCUCGAGGCGCAGAAGUACGCCGCGGGACGCGAUGUCUACGGCAACAGGGAUCUCGCGGCUUAUGAGCGGGGCAGGAAGGAUGUGGCGAAGAUCGUCAAGGGGUUUGAGGGCGUGCCGCCGCAUGUGGGGGGGUUCUAUUUGCAGCGGUUGGGGAUGGAGUUGUUGGAGCAGGCGAAGAAGCAGAGGGAGGCGGCGGGGGAGGGGCUGCAUGAGGUUUAUGCUGAGCUGGGGUCGUAG